Funneliformis geosporum is the source of this 150-nucleotide messenger RNA. The record is from the annotation of a GenBank genome assembly. Lineage: Eukaryota; Fungi; Glomeromycota; Glomeromycetes; Glomerales; Glomeraceae.
GAUAUAUCGACAUCCACAUUUCAUUUUUCUCUUCUAUACAAUGUUAAUUAUCUCUUUGACGCUCAAUUACAAGACAAAACUACUACUCUAAAUAAUAUUUCAAAUGAUAAAGGCCUAAUUGGAUCUACUACAGAUAUAAGACUACUAUAA